GGUAAGCCAACAGAAAUUCAAGAAAUACCUCAAAUAGAUUUCUCAUCUGACCAUGCGAUUCACGCUGCCACAGAAAAUUCUCAAAUAAUGUCUGGUAACACAAUGGACCAAGCUGAAAUCAGAGAGACAAACCCAUUUGAGAUGGUUGUGAAAAUACCUGAUGAUUCUCCUACCAGUCAGAAAAUGUCAGUUCCUGACAACAAGCAGGAUGAGUAUCUUAAUGAAGAAAGCAUUUUUGAGGAUUUAGAGCAGAAAAAUGAGGAUCAUCAUUUCUAUGAUACCAAGGAACCACCGAUCAGCUACAUUGAAGGAGUAGACUCUGCUCUAGGUCAGGUGAAGGAGAUUGAAGGCCAAGUACAGUAUGCUAUGAAACCCAGUGCUGAACCAAAGGGUCAUGAGGAAGGACUUUUCUCUGAAAUGGAGGAGGGUGAAUCCUCUUCACAAGCUGUGCAAUCAGGAAUAACUGUGACUUCUGACUCCCAACCACAACAAAACAUUGACUUUAACCCCAUUGGGAACAGAAGAAAACUGGGGUCUAGCCGUAGAAAUAAAGGAAGACAGCAUGUCAAGGAUUCUGUUGCUGAAUCGUACCAUGAACCUGCAGGGGAAGAUUCUGGAAACACCAGGGAAAAUACAUCUCUUGAAACAGAAUUGUCAUUACCAAUAGAGCCAGUAGUGCAGGAACAAACGAAGGAAACCAUGUUGAAGGGAAUGGAAAUAUUUGACACUGCUCCAACUGAAUAUGUUGGUGAGCUUGUUAAAGAAAAUUCACUUGUUGGCAUCUCUGAGCUUACUGGUUCAAAUGUACAUGCACAUUUGAGAGAAGAUCAAAAGACAAAUGUCCAAUCAAAUGUUGGGGAGAUGCCAGAGGAAGAAUUCCCAAAUGUUUGUACCGUAACAGAAAAAGAAAGCAUGGCAAAGGACAAUGUCACAGAAAUGUUCAGGCACGCUGAAAAUGUACAGACCAACUAUUUGAUGAGUGAGUCUCAGAUAACAACAGAAAAUAAUGAGUCCUCUAUCACAUCAGAGAUAACCACAGAAGAACAAGACCUCAGAGAGAACUCAGAACCUGAAUGCAGUGUUGAACAAAAAGCAUUUGCAUCAUCAAAAGAGGAGUCUACAACAAAUGAGGAAACACAUGAGUUGUUCAAUGUAUCUGAAGUCAAAGGUGCUCAUCAGUCAGAUGAUGGUGAUAACAAACUCCAUGAACAGGAGGGUAAGCCAACAGAAAUUCAAGAAAUACCUCAAAUAGAUUUCUCAUCUGACCAUGCGAUUCACGCUGCCACAGAAAAUUCUCAAAUAAUGUCUGGUAACACAAUGGACCAAGCUGAAAUCAGAGAGACAAACCCAUUUGAGAUGGUUGUGAAAAUACCUGAUGAUUCUCCUACCAGUCAGAAAAUGUCAGUUCCUGACAACAAGCAGGAUGAGUAUCUUAAUGAAGAAAGCAUUUUUGAGGAUUUAGAGCAGAAAAAUGAGGAUCAUCAUUUAUAUGCUACCAAGGAACCACCGAUCAGCUACAUUGAAGGAGUAGACUCUGCUCUAGGUCAGGUGAAGGAGAUUGAAGGCCAAGUACAGUAUGCUAUGAAACCCAGUGCUGAACCAAAGGGUCAUGAGGAAGAACUUUUCUCUGAAAUGGAGGAGGGUGAAUCCUCUUCACAAGCUGUGCAAUCAGGAAUAACUGUGACUUCUGACUCCCAACCACAACAAAACAUUGACUUUAACCCCAUUGGGAACAGAAGAAAACUGGGGUCUAGCCGUAGAAAUAAAGGAAGACAGCAUGUCAAGGACUCUGUUGCUGAAUUGUACCAUGAACCUGCAGGGGAAGAUUCUGGAAACACCAGGGAAAAUACAUCUCUUGAAACAGAAUUGUCAUUACCAAUAGAGCCAGUAGUGCAGGAACAAACAAAGGAAAUCAUGUUGAUGGAAAUUGAAAUAUUUGACACUGCUCCAACUGAUGUUGGUGAGCUUGUUAAAGAAAAUUCACUUGUUGGCAUCUCUGAGCUUACUGGUUCAAAUGUACAUGCACAUUUGAGAGAAGAUCAAAAGACAAAUGUCCAAUCAAAUGUUGGGGAGAUGCCUGAGGAAGAAUUCCCAAAUGUUUGUACCGUAACAGAAAAAGAAAGCAUGGCAAAGGACAAUGUCACAGAAAUGUUCAGGCACGCUGAAAAUGUACAGACCAACUAUUUGAUGAGUGAGUCUCAGAUAACAACAGAAAAUAAUGAGUCCUCUAUCACAUCAGAGAUAACCACAGAAGAACAAGACCUCAGAGAGAACUCAGAACCUGAAUGCAGUGUUGAACAAAAAGCAUUUGCAUCAUCAAAAGAGGAGUCUACAACAAAUGAGGAAACACAUGAGUUGUUCAAUGUAUCUGAAGUCAAAGGUGCUCAUCAGUCAGAUGAUGGUGAUAACAAACUCCAUGAACAGGAGGGUAAGCCAACAGAAAUUCAAGAAAUACCUCAAAUAGAUUUCUCAUCUGACCAUGCGAUUCACGCUGCCACAGAAAAUUCUCAAAUAAUUUCUGGUAACACAAUGGACCAAGCUGAAAUCAGAGAGACAAACCCAUUUGAGAUGGUUGUGAAAAUACCUGAUGAUUCUCCUACCAGUCAGAAAAUGUCAGUUCCUGACAACAAGCAGGAUGAGUAUCUUAAUGAAGAAAGCAUUUUUGAGGAUUUAGAGCAGAAAAAUGAGGAUCAUCAUUUCUAUGAUACCAAGGAACCACCGAUCAGCUACAUUGAAGGAGUAGACUCUGCUCUAGGUCAGGUGAAGGAGAUUGAAGGCCAAGUACAGUAUGCUAUGAAACCCAGUGCUGAACCAAAGGGUCAUGAGGAAGGACUUUUCUCUGAAAUGGAGGAGGGUGAAUCCUCUUCACAAGCUGUACAAUCAGGAAUAACUGUGACUUCUGACUCCCAACCACAACAAAACAUUGACUUUAACCCCAUUGGGAACAGAAGAAAACUGGGGUCUAGCCGUAGAAAUAAAGGAAGACAGCAUGUCAAGGAUUCUGUUGCUGAAUCGUACCAUGAACCUGCAGGGGAAGAUUCUGGAAACACCAGGGAAAAUACAUCUCUUGAAACAGAAUUGUCAUUACCAAUAGAGCCAGUAGUGCAGGAACAAACGAAGGAAACCAUGUUGAAGGGAAUGGAAAUAUUUGACACUGCUCCAACUGAAUAUGUUGGUGAGCUUGUUAAAGAAAAUUCACUUGUUGGCAUCUCUGAGCUUACUGGUUCAAAUGUACAUGCACAUUUAAGAGAAGAUCAAAAGACAAAUGUCCAAUCAAAUGUUGGGGAGAUGCCAGAGGAAGAAUUCCCAAAUGUUUGUACCGUAACAGAAAAAGAAAGCAUGGCAAAGGACAAUGUCACAGAAAUGUUCAGGCACGCUGAAAAUGUACAGACCAACUAUUUGAUGAGUGAGUCUCAGAUAACAACAGAAAAUAAUGAGUCCUCUAUCACAUCAGAGAUAACCACAGAAGAACAAGACCUCAGAGAGAACUCAGAAGCUGAAUGCAGUGUUGAACAAAAAGCAUUUGCAUCAUCAAAAGAGGAGUCUACAACAAAUGAGGAAACACAUGAGUUGUUCAAUGUAUCUGAAGUCAAAGGUGCUCAUCAGUCAGAUGAUGGUGAUAACAAACUCCAUGAACAGGAGGGUAAGCCAACAGAAAUUCAAGAAAUACCUCAAAUAGAUUUCUCAUCUGACCAUGCGAUUCACGCUGCCACAGAAAAUUCUCAAAUAAUUUCUGGUAACACAAUGGACCAAGCUGAAAUCAGAGAGACAAACCCAUUUGAGAUGGUUGUGAAAAUACCUGAUGAUUAUCCUACCAGUCAGAAAAUGUCAGUUCCUGACAACAAGCAGGAUGAGUAUCUUAAUGAAGAAAGCAUUUUUGAGGAUUUAGAGCAGAAAAAGGAGGAUCAUCAUUUAUAUGCUACCAAGGAACCACCGAUCAGCUACAUUGAAGGAGUAGACUCUGCUCUAGGUCAGGUGAAGGAGAUUGAAGGCCAAGUACAGUAUGCUAUGAAACCCAGUGCUGAACCAAAGGGUCAUGAGGAAGAACUUUUCUCUGAAAUGGAGGAGGGUGAAUCCUCUUCACAAGCUGUGCAAUCAGGAAUAACUGUGACUUCUGACUCCCAACCACAACAAAACAUUGACUUUAACCCCAUUGGGAACAGAAGAAAACUGGGGUCUAGCCGUAGAAAUAAAGGAAGACAGCAUGUCAAGGACUCUGUUGCUGAAUUGUACCAUGAACCUGCAGGGGAAGAUUCUGGAAACACCAGGGAAAAUACAUCUCUUGAAAUAGAAUUGUCAUUACCAAUAGAGCCAGUAGUGCAGGAACAAACGAAGGAAAUCAUGUUGAUGGGAAUUGAAAUAUUUGACACUGCUCCAACUGAUGUUGGUGAGCUUGUUAAAGAAAAUUCACUUGUUGGCAUCUCUGAGCUUACUGGUUCAAAUGUACAUGCACGUUUAACAGAAGAUCAAAAGACAAAUGUCCAAUCAAAUGUUGGGGAGAUGCCAGAGGAAGAAUUCCCAAAUGUUUGUACUGUAACAGAAAAAGAAAGCAAGGAAAAUGACAAUGACACAGAAUUGUUCAGGCACACUGAAAAUGUACAGACCAACUAUUUGAUGAGUGAGUCUCCGAUAACAUCCGAAAAUAAUGAGUCCUCUAUCACAUCAGAGAUAACCACAGAAGAACAAGACCUCAGAGAGAACUCAGAACCUGAAUGCACCACAAACCCCACAGGGAACAGACGAAAAUUUGGAUCAAGCAGAAGAAACAAAGGACCACUGCACAUCAAGGACACUACAAGAAUGUCAUUAGUAACAGAGACAAUAAAGCAGGAAGAAUUAAAAAAAAAGUCCGACCUAGACUUAAGUUCAAACGUAAGUGACGAAGAAAACACAGACAUUUUCUUAGAGGAAGGCAUCAUUUUGUCACAGAAUGAGAAGGACAACAGUGCAAUUAUGAAAACAGACAUUCAUUUAAGCCCUAGCAAUGAUGUAUUCGUCAAGGAUGUUGAUGAGGAAAAAAAUAAACAAAAGAAAGAGACUGAAAAUGUAUGCCAGCUUGGAGGACAUUACACAGUUAAAACAGACUCGCAACCACCAGAAGUCUCAGUUUGGAAAGCUGAUUCAGACAUACAAACUAUCUCAUAUCAUGGGGACAAUGUCUCCUCACGACCAAUUGCUUUUGAUGUUCUUGAGCAAGAAGAGACUUUUCAAUUCCAAAGCUCUGAAGCUUUAUCUUUUGACAAAGACUUUAAUGAUCAACAGACAAAUGAUACAUCACCAACUGUGGGCGAUGUCACAGUAAAAUACUUUAAAUCAGGACCGGAGAGUUCAAUGUAUAUGCAAGUUUCUAACCAGGAUGCAGAUGGAGAACAAUCAGAGGAUCCUUUGAAGUCGGAACACAAAGCCCAAGAAAUUAAUAUUUCAGAAAAGAUUACAAAGAACGUAUCAGACAGCUUGGCUCCAUUUCACACAGGUCUUAAGGAAAACUUCAGAGCAGAGCCAGAUAUGUUUGAGGAAAGUAACAUUUCCAGCCAUCUAAAGGAACAAGAAGAAUCUCAUUCAGACAACAGUGAAAAUGUGCAGGGAACAUCGAAACAGAAGAGGAGAAAGAUGGGCUCUACUCGCCGGUCUCAACUCAAUAGGAAACCAGAGGAAAAGAGGGAUGAAAGAGAAAGUGACUUUAAAACAGAAGCUGACAUGAGACAUCUUGAAAAGAUAGAAGGACUGGAAGAGUUACAUAUGCUUAUGACUGCAGAGGUAUCACAGAGUGAACAUGCAAAAGCAUCACAUAGUCCUAUGAAUAAAGAACAAGAAGCCAAUGAAACCAGCACAGUGCACAACAACAGACAAAACAUACCAAGCUCUGACUUGCAAGUUGUUAAUCCUGCUAUAUUUGUUCAUGUAGCUGAUGAAAGGGAGAGUGAGAGGAAUUUAAAUGUUUGUGUGGAACCACCACGGAUAGAUGAUUUUACAACCACUGAGAGGCAAAUCCCCAGUCCUUUACUGUCUGAAAAUACUGAAGAGAAUAGAAACACAGUUAUCAUAGGAGAGAGCUUUGUGUCUUUCUGUGAGAUCACACAGAGUAUGCAAAAUGAUGAGGAAAGUGUAAGCAUAAUUGAGGACCAAACUUUGAAAUCAGCCGAAGCGCCUGUUGUGGCAGAUUUGGAAAUAUUGACAUAUGUGGUAAGAGAAGGAGCAGAACAUGAACAUAUCAGUGCCCAGUUUAGUAAACAACAGUUGGACAACCCCACUGAAGUAGUUCACGAUACAAAUAUCGAGAUGAAGAAUCCAAGUCCAAAUAGGAGGAAAAAGAUGGGCUCAACCCGCAGGAAUUUUGGAUCAAGACACAAAAGGGAAGACUUGCAUCAAGAACAGGAUGUGGAUGAUGAAGCAACAGAGACUGCAUCCAAUGUUGGAGAUGUAAAGACUGAACUUUUCUCCAACAUCACAGAAGAUGAGCUUCAGCUUAACUUAAAACACAAAGACACGGGCUCUGAGCAAAGGAAAGAAAAUGUAUUUGAAACAGUGGAGUACAGCCAGAUUGGUGACUCUCACAUUAAACCUCACCAGCCAUUGGAAGAUAAUCCUGUUCCUCCUGGUCAACUCAUAGAAACAGAGCAUCAACGUACUCCCAAUUCUCUUGCUGCAAUACCUUCCACUUCCCCAAAAGAAGAUUUAAUGUCAGAAACAGCUUCUGGUGGGAGAAGAAGAAAAAUGGGAUCCAGCAGGAAGUCACAUGGACUCAAAAGAUAUGAAAAUCAAACCGCAAGUGGAGACAAAAUACAAGAUACACAACAUGAGAGAGAUGUCAGAAGUAAUACAGAUGAAAGUGCCAUCAAUACACCUGAAGAGCUGAGAGAAGAAUCUUUGAGCCUGGUCCAAAUAUCAGAGGCAGGUAAAAGUGAGAAGAAACCAUCGAACAUCAGCAUCUCAAAGGAAGAAAUUGCCCCAAAGACUGUGAGUGAGAAGACGGUUCAACAUCUUUAUGCUGAAGUCGGGCUGAGCCAACAGAAGUUUUCUCUGGAGGGUAAUUCCAGAAUAGCAGAUCAUAAAGCAAAUGCUUACAAUGUGAUGAUGGUUGGAGACAGCAGCGUGGGAAAAACCUCCUUCAUGAAAAGAGCUCAGAGUGGAAAGUUUUCUUUAGAUUUACCCGCCUCAGUUGGACUUGAUUCCUGCAUGUGGACUGUGGUAGUGGAAGGAAAGCCUGUGGUGCUACAGCUGUGGGAUACAGCGGGACAAGAAAGGUUUCACAGCAUCACGAGGCAGAUUUUCCACAAAGCCCACGCAUUUCUGUUGAUGUAUGACAUCACUUCCUCUGAGACUUUUUCUGCAGUUAGCUACUGGGCAAACUGUAUUCAGGAAGGGGCUGACGAAGACGUGAAUAUUUUACUUGUGGGCAAUAAGAGUGAUCGUGCAGAGCGGCAGAUUAAAACUCAGGAGGCGGAGAAUCUUGCUAAGGAAUAUAACUUUGAAUUCAUGGAGUGCAGCGCUGCCACAGGGGAAAAUGUGGUUCAGGGUUUGGAAACUGUGGCCAGGAUGUUGAGUCAAAAGCAUGACACGAGAGAGGAAGCCAUGGUGUUACACAAAGAGCCCCCGCAGAAAAAAUCCUCAGGAUGUUGCUGAACAAGAUGUGCGUCUGCAGAGAGGAGGGAUCCUGCACACAGUGGAAACUCUGGACUGGCUCUUUAGAGGGUUUUUCACAACUAAAACAUAUUUAAUGAUUUUUUCAGUUGUAUUCCAAACUGUAUUGAUUUAUAUACAUGUUGUGUUUCCUUUUCACAACUAUCUUCAGCUGUUUUAUUAUGUCUACCAAGCCUUAAAGAGCCUGUGACAGCAUCCCAACAACUGUUGUGCAAUGAAAUAUUGGGCUACUAGUCAUCUCGAACUGUCAGUUUAAAAAAGAAAAAGCGAUACCGUUCCGAUAAAUAUCAAUAAUUUCGAACAUCGCGGGGAAAUUCCUUCGACUCAUUUUGAAGUUUUGGGGGAAACCGAAGUGACGUCAAUGCGGGAACG
This is a messenger RNA of Gymnodraco acuticeps, 8013 nucleotides long. RefSeq names its product RAB44, member RAS oncogene family (gene rab44). The transcript is spliced from 9 exons. The coding region runs from base 88 to 7623 and encodes 2511 amino acids. Gene Ontology annotation, molecular function: GTPase activity; GTP binding. The record is from RefSeq and is a predicted model, not a curated record. NCBI's taxonomy places the organism in Eukaryota, Metazoa, Chordata, Actinopteri, Perciformes, Bathydraconidae.